Molecule: messenger RNA, 1036 nt
Organism: Phalaenopsis equestris
Lineage: Eukaryota; Viridiplantae; Streptophyta; Magnoliopsida; Asparagales; Orchidaceae
Product: E3 ubiquitin-protein ligase RMA3-like
Exons: 2
Coding region: 92-781 (229 amino acids)
Biological process (GO): ubiquitin-dependent protein catabolic process
Cellular component (GO): endoplasmic reticulum
Molecular function (GO): metal ion binding; ubiquitin-like protein conjugating enzyme binding; ubiquitin protein ligase activity
Source: RefSeq, a predicted model, not a curated record
CACUCAGUCUUCUAUUUGCCGCCGUUGAAGAAUUCAGCAGUUUGGAACCCUAUACUCUUUUCAGCAGCUCGCAAGAGACGGUGAUCGAAAUAUGGAUGUUGAAACAACUUUGAACGGAUGCUUCAAUGAUCUCGUCGUGGAACCCUCGCUGGAUCUUGAUCCCUCUUCUAAAGCACUUUCUUCCUGCGCCUCCACAGCUUGCUUUGACUGCAACAUCUGCCUUGAGUUCGCCGCCGAUCCAGUCGUCACCCUCUGCGGCCAUCUCUACUGCUGGCCCUGUAUUUUUCGCUGGCUCGAUCUCGGUACCAACCAUCGCCAUUGCCCUGUCUGCAAAUCCUCCCUCUCGGAAUCUUCCCUCGUACCACUCUAUGGCCGCGGUCUCGAUUCCAAACAACACGACAGUGAAGACCGCAGCAUCCCUGAUCGACCUCGAGAUCACCGGAAACUGGUUUCUCAGGCCGUCGCAAGUGAUCUCCAUCCACCCCUAGAGGUCAGGCAGGGUGCUACCCUGUAUCAGAACCACCAAUUUUACGGCAGCGAUUUGACGAAUCAUGUCGGAGUUCUGCACUCCAACGCUGGGGUUUUGCUUGGGGAGUUUGCUUUCGCGAUGCUUCCGAGGGUAUUUAGGAACCAAGAAGAUCUCCACACGAGCUUGAACCAGUCAGCGACAGUGGGUAGGAGGAAUCAGAGGUGUAGGCAGGAGCUGAUGGUGGAAAGCUGGAUGAAUCAGCUAUGGAUUUUUCUUUUCUGUUGCGCUGUUAUGUGUCUGGUGUGCUUCUAGAGAGGAAGAAGCCAUGGAAGGUUUGAGCUUUCUUCUUCUUCUUCUUCUUCUUCCGCCUAUGUGGCUUAUAGUAUAAUAUGAACAAGGAAAUGUAUAGUGGCUCCUGAAGAAACUUUUCUACAGGGAUGUAUAGAAGUUGUGCGAAGCAGAUUAUGUAAGCUAUUUUUUUUUAUUGUGAGAGAGAUUACCGCAAUAUUGUUUGAUUUAUACAAGUGUAUGGGUAGUAUUUUACCGUUAUAACAAUAUUUACAAAAA